Chrysoperla carnea is the source of this 2493-nucleotide messenger RNA. It is a transcript of the gene Ir21a, whose product is annotated as ionotropic receptor 21a. Gene Ontology annotation, cellular component: membrane. Gene Ontology annotation, molecular function: ligand-gated monoatomic ion channel activity. The coding region runs from base 1 to 2493 and encodes 830 amino acids. The transcript is spliced from 9 exons. The record is from RefSeq and is a predicted model, not a curated record. NCBI's taxonomy places the organism in Eukaryota, Metazoa, Arthropoda, Insecta, Neuroptera, Chrysopidae.
AUGUCAAUAGGAGAGCAUGUAGAAGCCUUGGAUUGUUUCCGUGGAAAAUCGCCUCGACAAAAUCCUUUAGAUUGCCUCUUACCCGGAGACAAAUUUGAUAUCGAACAAUUGAAAAUGCUUUUAAGUUUUCGAGGAUUGGAAUUAAAAGUCUUACUCGAUACCAAAAUGUUUCUAAAAAGUGCAAAAUCGUUCGAAUUAUCGAAUGUAACGAAACGUGCGUUAGAAAAAUCACACGAAUUACCACAAAUUGAAAAAUGGUUUAACAAAAUUAUGGGCAAAAAUUACAGUGUUUCGAAACAUGAUUCGAGUCUUGUAAAUUUACUGCUAACGAUUAGCAACCAAUAUCUAAAUGCAUGCAUUCCGAUUAUCUUAUACGAUCAAAAUAUUCAAAAUCAAAAUGUCGAAAUGUUCGAUGAGCUAUUUCAACAAUUUCCAACAACAUUCUAUCAUGGAACGGUUGUGAAUAAUACAAUUCAAGAAAAACGUUUAUUAAUACGUAAUUUAAAGUAUUGUCGAAGUUUUAUUUUAUUUUCAACGGAUAUUAUGAACACACCGAAAAUAAUACCGAAACAGCAUUCGGAGUAUGUAAUUGUUGUUUCGCAAUCGUCACAGUGGCGGAUCCAAGAAUUUUUAAGUACGCAUAUAUCGCAUGUCUUUGUUAAUUUAUUGGUGAUUGGAGAAAGUUUUCAGAACACGCAACGAUCUAAGGAUACUUAUAUUUUGUACACACAUCGAUUGCAUAUCGAUGGUCUUGGAUCGAGCGCAUCCGAAGUGUUAACCGCCUGGAUUCGAACCCAUCUAACAAGACCCGCUGUAAAUUUAUUCCCAUCAAAAUUGGAACAUGGAGUAGCUGGUCAUCGAUUUAUUGUGGGCGUUGCUCAUCAUCCACCGUUUGUGGUGAAACGUUUAUUAUCUGAUGUGGGAGGCGGAAAUAAGCGUGUCCAUUGGGACGGUAUUGAAAUCCGUCUGUUAAAAAUGUUAUCAACAAUUUUGAAUUUUACAUUGGAAUUUAAGGACGUUAUGAAUAAAACAAUUGGUCCAGGUUAUUCUGUUGAACAAUUCAUGAAAACUGGUAAAGGGGACGUUGGUGUUGGCGGUAUUUAUACGACACCGGAGCGUAUCCAACAUUUUGAUUUAACAGCUGGACAUACUGAAGAUUGUGCUUCAUUUGUUUCGUUAACUUCAACAGCAUUACCUAAGUAUCGGGCAAUUAUGGGACCAUUCCAGUGGACUGUGUGGGUUGCAUUAACGUUCACCUAUCUAAUUGGUAUUAUACCAUUAUCAUUUUCCGAUAAACAUGAUUUGCGUUAUUUAAUUGAUAAUCCUGGCCAAAUUGAGAGCAUGUUUUGGUAUGUUUUUGGAACAUUUACCAAUUGUUUUACAUUUACUGGCAAACAAUCUUGGAGUAGAAGUAAAAAAGUUACUACACGUCUUUUGAUUGGCUGGUAUUGGGCUUUUACAAUAAUAAUUACAGCAUGCUACACUGGAUCUAUAAUUGCUUUUGUAACGUUGCCCGUGUUUCCAGAAACAAUUGAUACGACCGACCAAUUAGUUAACGCACAUUAUCGAAUAAUAACACUGAACAAUGACGGUUGGAGUACUUGGUUCAUGAAUUCAUCGGAUAAUCGUGUGGUCAAACUAAUGAAAAAUUUAAGAGUGGUACCGGAUGUACAAACAGCUGUUUAUAACAUAACACACGCAUUUUUUUGGCCAUAUGCAUUUUUAGGCUCCAGAGCCAAUUUGGAUUAUAUGAUAAGGACAAAUUUUUCAGUUGGAUUGGGUAAACGAUCGCUUUUGCAUGUAAGCGAUGAAUGUUUCGUUGCGUAUUCCGUAUCAAUAAUGCUUCCAUUGGAUUCCUUAUACACAUCAGCUUUAAGUAGUAUUAUACAAAAAGCGAUUCAAGCUGGACUUUUGAUGAAAAUUAAUAACGACGUUAAGUGGGAUCUAUAUCGAUCACCAACUGGAAAAUUGCUUCAGAUCGGUACAGGGUCCCUAUUAAAGCUACCACCACCCGAGGAUAAAGCACUCACACUGGAUGAUACCCAAGGAAUGUUUUUAUUACUUGGAGCUGGUUUUAUAAUAGCACUAACAUCUUUGAUCUCCGAAUACGUUGGCGGUUGUGUCAACUAUUGCAAACGUAAACAAUUCUUUACACGUAAAAACCGUACAUCGAGUGUGAUAUCAAGUAAAUCGUUCCAUUUACCAUCACCCAAACGUAAAAUCGUAACAAAACCGUCGGCCUAUAAUCAUGUUCUGAAUGACAGCACAAGUGACGUACAUUUUGACACUGACACUGACAAAGACAAUAAUAAUGUUGACUAUAAUUCUACAUCCGUUUUAAUUCAUAACCAUCAAAAAUCUUUGGAUUCAGAGAAUGAUGAAGAUCAUCGAAAAUUCAGUUAUCAAUCCAAUAUUAGCGCUGAUAUUGAUAAGUUAUUUAAUUUGGAUGAAUGGUUUGGUGAAAAACAAUCCUAUCAUCCACAUUCCACUUAG